This is a messenger RNA of Cuscuta campestris, 1057 nucleotides long. The record is from the annotation of a GenBank genome assembly. Lineage: Eukaryota; Viridiplantae; Streptophyta; Magnoliopsida; Solanales; Convolvulaceae.
CUCGAAAAAGGGAUCCUUACCUAUGUUACCUGGCACAGCUCUUUCCAAAAGCCAGAGUCCUUCUACUCCCGAGCAGAAGGAACUCAUGAUGAAGGAUGCAUUCCUGGUAUAUGGAGGUGAGGAAGUGCUGAAAGUGAUCGCUUACACUGAUGCGAGCUUCCAAACCGAUCGAGACGAUUACAAGUCACAAGCAGGGUAUGUGUUUUGCCUGAAUGGCGGAGCUUUUAGCUGGAAGAGUUCUAAACAGGACACAACCGCUGAGUCAACUACAAAGGAUGAGUACAUGGCUGCUGCUGGAGCAGCAAAGGAAGGUGUUUGGAUAAAGAAGUUCAUUUCUGAACUUGGAGUGGUUCCUAGCAUUAAUGACCCAAUCCCGUUGUUCUGCGACAACACUGGGGCCAUUGCACAGGAAAAGGAACCACGAUCUCACCAAAAGACCAAGCACAUUGUACGACGUUAUCACAUCAUAUGAAAAAUCGUAGACAUAGGUGAUGUGGAGAUUUGCAAAGUGGGAACAGACGACAACAUAGCCGACCCCCUGACCAAGCCCGUGGGAAAGCUAAAGCAUGAGGGUCACACUAGGUCAUUGGGCAUUGGACCGAUGCCAGAUUGGCCAUAGUGCAAGUGGGAGAUUGUUGGAGUUGGUGCCCUUAUGGCCAACUGAUGUUGUAAUAUCUUAGAUAUUUUCUAUCAUGUAAAGGCAGAUGCAUUAAGUUUACAAACAUCUCAUGCUAAUGUAAACUAUUAAUUGCAUUCCUAGAAUUAUAUUAUAAGAUGUUUAUUAGAAUGAGUCGUCUGAUGUUGAUGUUAGAAUAAGUGACCAACGCUAGAGGGGGGGUGAAUAGCGUUUGAUCGUAGAAAUCGCAGGAAUAAAAAAUUAAGAACGUGAAAAAAAUAAAGAGCGUAGAAAGCGUAAAGGGAGCACACCAAGAUUUAUACUGGUUCACCACAACGUGUGGCUAAUCCAGUCUCCCGAGAGACUCUCUCGAGCUACACUACUUCCGUUAAGCUUACGGGUGCUUAACAAACCGUUACAACCUGAGAACUCGAGUCCCAC